AUGAGCCAAAUAUUGACAGCUCCGCAAGCGGAGGCACUACACAAAGCCAUGCUCGCUUACCUUUCAGUGAUAAAUGCGCCCCAAACUGCCGAAACGCUACGCGAAGAGCUUCAUUUCGAUGAGAGUUACAAUGAAGCCACAUGUAAGAAGUUCGAAGGGGUAUUGGAGAAAAAAUGGACGGGAAUUGCCCGACUGCAAAGAAGAAUAAAUGAUUUAGAGGCCGAAGUCCGUAGUCUUCAAGCUGAACUUGAAGCCUCCCCGUCAGCAGCCCGUGCGAAGAACCAAGAUCCGACCAAUUGGCUUCCUAAACCGUCAUCGACACAUACAUUGACAUCGCACCGAGACGCUGUGACUUGCGUUGCGUUCCAUCCUGUGUUCACAUCGCUCGCAUCCGGUUCUGAAGAUUGCACGAUAAAGAUAUGGGAUUGGGAACUUGGGGAAAUAGAGCGGACUCUGAAGGGCCAUAUAAGAGGUGUCUCAGGUCUUGAUUAUGGUGGGCAAAAAGGAAAUACCCUACUAGCGUCCUGUUCUAGCGAUCUUACAAUCAAGCUCUGGGACCCAAGCAAGGACUAUGCAAACAUUCGGACACUCUCAGGUCAUGACCACUCAGUCUCAUCCGUGCGCUUCUUAACGUCCAAUGAUAACCACCUCAUAUCCGCAAGUAGAGACGGAACACUGCGGAUAUGGGAUGUUUCGACCGGAUUUUGUGUUAAGGUUAUCAAGUCAGCGACAGAGUCCUGGAUCCGAGACGUGUCGCCUUCGUUUGAUGGGAAAUGGCUCGUAUCCGGCGGCCGGGAUCAGGCAAUAACAGUGUGGGAAGUCUCAUCAGCCGAACCAAAGGCCGCGUUAUUAGGCCACGAGAACUUCAUCGAGUGCUGUGUUUUUGCCCCUCCAGCAAGCUACGAGCAUUUAGCAACACUAGCUGGACUCAAAAAACCCCCUCCCGCGACAAGUUCCUGUGAAUUCGUCGCCACAGGAGCUAGGGAUAAAACUAUCAAGCUCUGGGAAGCGAGAGGAAGACUGAUAAAGACUCUGCACGGCCACGACAACUGGGUGCGAGGUCUCGUAUUCCAUCCAGGUGGAAAAUACCUUUUUAGUGUUUCUGACGAUAAAACGAUACGUUGCUGGGAUCUUUCCCAGGAAGGGAGAUUAGUCAAGACAAUCUCUGGCGCUCAUGAGCAUUUUGUUAGUUGCAUAAGAUGGGCGCCUAGCCCUAAUACUGAUAACCCCGAUCCCGCCGGCGAGAAGGCUGGUAAAAAGGACGCCGUUAAGCCUUCGUACCGAUGUGUUAUUGCGACAGGAUGCGCAGAUAACUCUGUACGGGUGUUCAGCUAA
This is a messenger RNA of Aspergillus nidulans FGSC A4, 1335 nucleotides long. RefSeq names its product dynein regulator nudF (gene nudF). Bases 1 to 1335 code for a protein of 444 amino acids. Gene Ontology annotation, molecular function: dynein complex binding. Gene Ontology annotation, biological process: microtubule sliding; establishment of mitotic spindle orientation; microtubule-based process. The record is from RefSeq and is a predicted model, not a curated record. The transcript has 3 exons. Gene Ontology annotation, cellular component: microtubule associated complex; microtubule cytoskeleton; spindle pole. NCBI's taxonomy places the organism in Eukaryota, Fungi, Ascomycota, Eurotiomycetes, Eurotiales, Aspergillaceae.